Messenger RNA from Columba livia (rock pigeon), 5549 nucleotides. It is a transcript of the gene B3GNT7, whose product is annotated as UDP-GlcNAc:betaGal beta-1,3-N-acetylglucosaminyltransferase 7. The record is from RefSeq and is a predicted model, not a curated record. NCBI's taxonomy places the organism in Eukaryota, Metazoa, Chordata, Aves, Columbiformes, Columbidae. Gene Ontology annotation, molecular function: hexosyltransferase activity; UDP-glycosyltransferase activity. The coding region runs from base 1991 to 3211 and encodes 406 amino acids. Gene Ontology annotation, cellular component: Golgi membrane. The transcript is spliced from 2 exons.
UGCUGUUCUUGUCCCAGGGUGCGUUGCAAGGAGGGGAUGGUGGCUGAGCUUUCAGGGCUUUGCUGUUUGCAACCCUUUGUGCUUGUUUGUGAGGUGUGUCCUCCUCACCCCGCUGUGCAGAGUGGCGUGAAUUCCUGGUCGUGUACUGGUGUGCACCCACCACCCCUGUGCUACAGGGAUGAGGUGAAUCCUUCUUUUAUCUGACUCCGGUUGAGCUGCUGCUCAGUGUGGAUCUUUAAAGUACCCUGACACUUUCUCUGUGCACCUCACAGCCAUGACUUUCUCAGGUCAGGAGUUCAGCAGAUACAAACUUUUCUGCACGCAGUGGGAACAAACUAAAAAGAAAUCAGAGGAGGUGUGCAGGGACCUUUGGUGGUGAUAAGGUCGUGCUGCAGAGCUGGCACAGCCUGUUUGGUCAAUGUUUCUCGGGGAGCUUUCACAGCCCCCAGAAUGUGGAGCUGCAGGGCAUCUGCUGAGCUGCUGUGGUGGGAAAGCGAUAAGCCGAGAUAAGGAGAAGCGAGUCUGGGGAAAACAAUGCAAUUUUCCUCCUCAAACUGAGCUCAACUUGGGGGCUUCUUGCAGUAGGGCCAAAUGCUGUUUGAGGAGCAGAGGUUUCAUGGGUCCCACCAUGUGUCCAGCGUCAGAACAGAAGAGCCUUUCCCAUGACAAGUGCAGUGUGUCCGGGGACUGUGGGAGAGCCUGACCCUUGGCACUCGUGCAAAAUGCAGAGGGGUUGGUGGGGAAAAGGUCUGUGAUAUCUCUGCUGGGCAGAAAAGUAAAUAUCCCAAAGGAUUUCCUGCAGGCUUCCCAGCCUGGCUUCGUGGUUGAUACAAGCAGCUGGUAGUGGUGGCUGGACAACAAAAAGGGAGACAUCUGAAAUGAUGGGAGCUGAUUUUCACAGCUGAAAAAGACCCUCAAAUGAAAUGCUAUGUUUAAGAGGAAUGGAAGGUCUUAAAUCUGCUUCUCAAUGGGCAAUGAGAUGUCCCAUGCUGAUACGGCUGUAGCAAGGAUGCUGCAGAAAAACUGAUCUAAAUCAGGGCUGAAGGAAGAGUUCGGAAGGACACCUCACCUGCCUGUGGUGCUGGUAGAAAUUUGACCUAUGAGACAGGUCCUGACAUGCUGAGCAGGCACCUUCCUGCUGCGGUCACCCUUACCUUUGGCUCCCUGCAACCCCAGAUGACGUGUGGGUCCCAGGAGACGUGUGGGUCCUGGACAGAGCAUGGUUACCUGGUGAGGUGGGAGUGAGGCAGUGUUGGUCCCUGACAAGGCAUGGGGCCUGAGUGGGGAAUAUGGGUCCUGGGAGAAAUGUGGGUCCCAAGCAAGGUGUGCCUCCCAGGACAGGUGCUCCAGGAUCCCAAACCACAUUGAACACAGAGACAAAGCUGGGAUCUCAGCAUCCCUGUGAGAAACUGGGGAUGGGCCCCAGCUCCCUUUUGGGGUUCAUCCCAAAGUAAGAAGAACAGACCCACAUUCCUUCCUCAGAAAUCAAAUCCCAGCUGCCAGAAUCACCUCUCCUGGUGAGCACUGGAAUCUUCUUCCCAUAACUUUGCAGUUAACAGCUAUGGGGCAGGGCUAACACACCCCAGAGUGGGCGCCGUGCCUGGGGUGCUGAAGACCCUGCAGCGUGCUGGGGUGGCCCCCCCAGUCUGCUGAUGGGUGAGUGUCCCAUCAGCAGCGCGCCAAGGGGAGGGUCCCCAGGGAAAAGUGUGGGGUGUCACCCUUAAACCCCCGCGUCCCCUUCCCCUGCCAGCACUGAGGAGCUCUCUGCCUGCUGGUGCGGCUGGGGGCGGGGGGCAGAGGGGCAGGGCAAGAGUUAACCUACCUGCUCUGCCAUCCCUUUUGGCUCCACCUCGGAGAGCGAGGGGAGGGAAAAGGGAAAAGUAGGAAAAGAGAAAAAAAACAGAAGAGGAGGAGGAAGAGGGCAGAGAGAAGCGCCGGACCGCGGGCAGCCCGGCCAGCAGCGGAGCGACCGCCCCGUCCCACUCCCAGCAUGUUCCAGUGGAAGAAGACCAUCUACAAAACAGGCUGCCUUUCCUUCUUGCUGGUGAUCACAGUGAUGGUGCUGCAACGGGGAAUGGCGCCCAGCCAGUUCAUGCAGGGCCAGCAGCAAAAAGAGCUGAGCCCGCCGGAGCCCCUGAAAAUGCAGAAGAGAGACAACGACAACACAUUCUCCAUGACCAGCACUUUCUGGAAGAGCAAGAAGGAGAAAGCACCGCUGAAGGAGGAGGAGAGUGUGAUGGCAAAGCAAGUGAAAUCCUGGGAUGUCACCACUACCAACUGCUCUGCCAACCAGAAUUUCAGCAAGAUGGACUGGUUCAAAGGGAUGGAGCCCAACUUCCAGCAGUUCCUGCUCUAUCGGCACUGCCGCUACUUCCCCAUGCUGAUCAACCACCCCGAGAAAUGCAGCGGGGACGUCUACCUGCUCAUCGUGGUCAAGUCUAUCAUCACGCAGCACGACCGCCGCGAGGCCAUCCGGAGGACCUGGGGCCAGGAGAAGGAGGUGGAUGGCAAGAAGAUCAGGGUGCUGUUCUUGCUGGGCAUUGCCUCCAAGGAGGAGGAGAGAGCCAACUACCAGAAACUGCUGGAUUACGAGAACCACAUCUAUGGGGACAUCUUGCAGUGGGAUUUCCUAGACAGCUUCUUCAACCUCACCCUCAAAGAGGUCCAUUUCCUGAAGUGGCUGAACAUCUACUGUGACAACGUCCGCUUCAUCUUCAAAGGUGAUGACGAUGUGUUUGUGAGUCCCAGCAACAUCCUGGAGUUCCUGGAGGACAAGAAGGAGGGAGAGGACCUCUUUGUGGGGGACGUCCUCUACAAGGCCAGGCCAAUUCGGAAGAAGGAGAACAAAUACUACAUCCCCAGUGCUCUCUACAGCAAAAACAACUACCCGCCUUAUGCAGGAGGUGGGGGCUUCAUCAUGGAUGGGCCCCUGGCCAAGAAGCUGUACAAGGCCUCAGAGACGCUGGAGCUGUACCCCAUCGACGACGUCUUCCUAGGGAUGUGCUUGGAGGUCCUCAAAGUAUCACCUGUUGGGCACGAGGGCUUUAAAACUUUUGGCAUUGUGAAGAACAAGAACAGCAAGAUGAACAAGGAGCCGUGUUUUUUCCGGGGUAUGUUGGUGGUUCAUAAACUGCUGCCUCCAGAGUUGCUGCAAAUGUGGGACUUGGUCCAUAGUAACUUGACGUGCUCAAGAAAACUCAAUGUCCUUUAGCUCAGUCUCUCUGGAGAGCUGGGACUGGAGGGGCUGGACGACCGAUCCCUGCUCUGGGAUGGGAUGAGCCUCUGCUGGUGGCACUAAAGUCCUUCAGGGGCAUCUCCCUCCGGGGCAAGGGGGGCAGAGACAUUGCGCUCACGGACAGGGUUUGUGAUAGUGUUUGUUCCUGUACUGUAAUGUGGUUCACUUAUCUCCAGCUGGGUUGGGGGUUGUUGAAAAUGAAAAGAGAAAAAAACAAAAAAAAAAAAAGAAAGAAAAAGAAAAAACAAAUCUAGCACAAAAUGCAGAGAGAGAGAGAGAGAGGGCAGAGGGGUCUGUGCCCUGCUUUAGGUACUGCCUCCACCAGAGUGAUGAACAGCGGGGUGGGGGAAGGCAGGGAGGAAUGUGGCACAGGCAUUUUCUGGACAUUUGCAGGGUCUGGCUAUCCAGGGAAGCCACUCCAAGGGAGCCAAGUGGUUUUGAAGUAUGUGAGGCCCCAGGACUUAAAAGUCAAGGGGAUUUUAUUUGUUAUCUCAUCUCAAAUUUCUCCUCCGUGCAAGAUUUGAAUGACGUUGAACCUGUGUGCACUGGGUUCAGCCCUGCCAAAGUCCUCUCUGUGUCCCCACUGCGUGGCUGGGGAAAGGGCCUUUCCCCUGUGGCCAGACCUCACCAGCCCCUGUUACAACUGCUGGGUUUCAGCUGGGCAGUCAGGGGAUUUGGGGCCUUUGUCCCCUAUAGAUGGUCCCAGACGAUGGUGGCUCCAGCACCAGCCCGGGCUGUGCUUGGUUCCCCAGCUGCGCUGUGCGUGCACUCAGAGGAAUGCAAGCAGCCAAAAUUCCUCAGGGAUUUGUUCCUUCUGGCAGGAAAGGACGGGACCGGCUGCCCUUGCCCACGGCCAAGGAAGCAACAGAGAAACUUGGUUGUCCCCAGCUGGAGCAGCCCAGGGGUUUAUCAUACCUGGGACCCAGCUCUGGUGCCGCCGUCACAGGUGUUUGGUGCAGGGACACCCUCCCCUUGCAUCAGGACUACUCUGGUGGGGUUGUUUUGGAGGGGACAACAGCCCCCAGAGACCCUGCACAUGCCCAUGUUGGACUCAACCCCAGUUUUGCAGCGAGUGUGAUGCUCCAGGCCAGCUUGGAGAGCAUUGAUCCCACCCUGGCACGCAGAGCAGGGUCCAAGGCUGCUGUUACGCGCCACGUCUGCUGCUCUCAGGAUUGUUGCAGUGCUUGUUUUGACAGGAUGAUGCCAAGGAGCACAACAGGGAGCAGUAUCAUGAGACAUGACCCUUUAUCUUUGGGCCGAAAGGGCCACUGGAGCUGCUGAGUGCAGCCCCGAGCCAGCUGCUGUGAUGGAAAACCCCUGACGCAGAGAGACACGUGGCCACGCCGGGGCCACAGAUGCUCUUCAGCCACUGACUGCAGGUGUGAGCAAAGCCACAGACAUGUACAAAGCCACCCGUGUGCACGGUCCCCGACAUGCCAGCCCGCAGGCUCUGCAGACGCCAAAGUCCCCGUGCGCAGGGCUUGCACUUGCAGAUGUCCCUGCACAAGGGUGGACCCGCAGCACACCCACAGCCCCGAUCCCGCUGUGAAACACAGACACGUGCACUCGCUCUCUCUCCCUCGAUGGUGCCAGAUAUUGAAAGGAAAAAGUUUUUACUACCUCAAAGGUCCCCCUGUGCAGUGCCUUUUUUUUUUUUUCCUCUUUCCUUUUCUUAAUGUGUUUUGGAAAUGGGCCUGGUUCAUUUACUCCAAGUCUGUGUGUUCCCCGGGUUAGAAAACAAACAAAAAAAAGGGCAUAAACCAGCCAAAAAAAGACACCCUUGUGCCAAGCUACACCGCUUGUCGGCAAACGUCCCUUGUCUGCUCAGACGAUGCACAUUUGAAGAGGAGGAAGAGAACGACCCCGUUGCUGCCCUGGGCUCGGCCACUGGUGACAGGGCCGGGACAACACUGUGAAGUUUUGUUUUCCGAUGCACCCAGUGGCACCGUGUCCCUGGGGCAAGUGCCACCAGUGCCGGGCAGAGCCCCAAGGGCAUUUUCAGUCCUCACCGGGCUGAGGUGGCACACACGCUCCUUCACUUUCCUGUCCCCUCCCUCCUUCCAACAGGACAACGUUCAGAAAUACUUUCCAAAUUGACACCUCAGUAAUAUAUGUCAGGUACAGUAGGCUGUAUGUUUAUCCUACAUGCAGGGACAGCUCCUGCUCUCUAUAGCAACACGUACGUUGAGCCAGGGCUGCAUGCAGAAAUCUCUCCAUGUUGCUCUUCACCUGGUGGGACCUGUACAGAGAAACCCUGUAGAUUGAUGAAUAUUCUAGUUUCUAAAUAAAGGUUGAAAGAAGAAGAAAAAAAGAA